UGCAGCCCGGGUGGAGGCGGGGGCUGCCGCCGCCGUGGAGAAGUCGAAACGGGGAGCCACCGAGCAGGUUCGCUGUAAACUACCUACAAUAGCUAUAAUGACACCAGCCCUCAGAGAGGCAGCAACAAAAGGUCAUGGUAUCCACUUGUCACCUUUGUCCUCUAGAGCUAUGGAGUCUGAUACAACUUUUUGCAUGGAAAAUUCCAGAGCAGUUGAAGAGACAAUAAAGGAAGAUUCCAUCACACGGAUUACUUGCUCAGUCUUGGGGUUUCCCACUACAGAGCCCAACCUCAGUAAUGAUAUCUUCAGUGUAAAACACUUUGGUUCUCCACAGUCUUCCAGGCAUUAUCAAUCUGUCUUAUUAAUGAGCACAAACUCUCCAUUAAACAUAAAAAACAAAAACAGUAAGCAAAGGAAUUCAGAAGAGCAAAGGAAUUCAGAAGAGCGCAAGUGCUCCCAGAUGAGAAAUCAACUACAUAAUGGUGCCACCACACAGGUCAGUCAGAUUAAUAAUUCAGAACCUGAAGAGCAGAUCAGAGGGGAAACUUUAUCGGAGACCAUGACACAGAGUUUGGCAGAAAUGCAGAGACUGUUGGAUUCAAAUGUAACUGAAUCCAGUAAUGUGGAAGAAAUGCAGUUUACAAACUGUAAAUGGUAUCGGAAGAAUGGCUUUUUGGAUAAAGGUCUACUAGUACACGCUGAGACACAAAAAAGGGAUUUAUUGCAUCAAGUUGUGCAUGAGCCUUUGAAAGCAAUUGUGAGCUGCACCCCCAGUAGUAAAGAAGAGGAGUUGGAUGCUCACUUACUUCAUUGUGUCAGUAAGCAACAAGUUGUGCUUAGUCGAGCCAAAAGAGCUCAGAAACGUUUACAGAUACUCCUGGCAAAGCAUGUUGUCAAACACUGUGAUCACCAACUGAAAUGCUUUGUGAAACAUCAGCUCCAAAGAAUGAAAGUUUUUCAUGAUCCAACCAGAUUUUUGGACAGUAGCUCCCUUGGAUGCACUGAAAUUAGGGCAGAAAACAGUAUAACUAACUUGGAAAAUAAUUCAAAUAAAGAAACACAGAAUGGAUUCGGCAUUGAACCUGGUGAAAUCUGGGGUUUUGCACACUCUGCUACAAGGCUGCUGUCUCAUGUGGAGAAAGAUCUGGACUCUGAUGCCACUUGCAGUAGCUCAGAUGAAGAUUGUGAUGAACAGACUGUCAGAAAAACUGUGGAAGCCAACUGUAGUUCUGAAUGGAAGUGGCUUGUAGACCGAGCUAAAGUUGGCUGCCGUUGGACAUGGCUUCAAGCCCAGAUUUCGGAGCUAGAAUAUAAAAUCCAACAAUUAACUGAUCUUCACAGGCAGAUACGUGCCACCAAGGGGAUGGUGAUCUUAGAAGAAUUCCCACUUCCCAAAGACGUUUUGAAGAAGCAAACACAAUUGACAAACCCAGAAGCUUUAUUAAACACCACAGGGAAUUCUCAAGCUACCUUUGAGAGACAGGAUUUUUUGCCGGAACACGAUUUUGAAAUGUCACCAAGCAGCCCUACUUUACUUCUACGAAACAUAGAAAAACAGAGUGCUCAGCUGAGUGAAAUCAUCAAUAAUCUGAUUGCUCCACUCAAUCUAUCCCCCACAUCCUCUCCUCUCUCUUCCAAGUCCUGUAAGCAGAAACAACUGAUCAAUGGCAUAUCUCUCAGAGCUUCAGACAACAGAGAGGAAAUGUCCCCUUCUAGUAGCCAGUUGCUUGAUCAUCAACACAUCAAAAAAAGAAGAAAAGACAGGACAAGGCUGAGAUCUCCAUCUGUAACUAUCAUGAGCACAUCUGCCCGAACAAGGCCACUUCAGAGUUUCCAGAAGAGGAAACUAUACAGAAUGAACAGCACAUGUUAUUGGAAUCAACAGGCUUUGCUAUCUAGAGAUGCCUCGUUUCCAUAUAAUACACAGAUGCCUUGCAUGGCUCCAGCCUCCAUUUGGAGCAGUUCUGAGCAUGCUACAUCAUCCAGAAUAGUACAACAACAUAUACCAGAGGUGGAUUCCUGUCUUCAUCCUGUGUUAUCAUUCCCUUCAGAUAUCCCUCUUCAUAUAUAUUUUGAAACAUUGUUGAAGGAGGACAAGAUCAAAGGAGAUCCUGUUGACACCUCAGCACUAGGGGUAGAGUUUAAAAUAUCUCCAUCCAAUGAAUAUAAUCAACAUAGUGCUUCUCUCAAACAAUGGAGCAGUGGCUAUUUACUUAAUGCCAAACCUCAGGCAGCAUCAGGAGCAUCUGAACACUUGUCAGAGGGAAGAAAGAAAAGGCACCUAAGUGAGACAGCGAUAGGAGAAAGUAACAGUAGGGUUGAAGCUUUUUCCUUUCAACAUGCAGGACCGGAAUCCCAAAACGAUUUUACUGCCGUGACCCAUGUCAAUCUGAUGUCUAGAUCUACCCAAAACACAUCAUCACAGCAUAACUCUAGACGGAGACUGAGAAGUGAGAGCUCCUAUGAUAUAGACAACAUUGUUAUUCCUAUGUCACUGGUUGCUCCCUCUAAAUUGGAGAAGCUGCAAUACAAAGAAAUCCUUACUCCAAGCUGGAGGGUUGUUGAACUUCAUCCUCUGGGGCGAUCUCCUGUAGAAGAAGAGGAGAUCGAAGAUCUAUCAGAUGAACUUUUUUCUUCACGUCAUGCAAAAUAUGAAGAGAGAGAGAAAGCAAGGUGGUCGUUGUGGGAACAGAGCCGAUGGCCCAGGAGAAAUAGCAGAUCUUAUAGCAAAAAUGCUGAAGGACAGCAGGGACAAGAUCCAGUACUGAAAGAAAACCAUCGUAACUCAUGUGCCUCACUGCGUUGUGUUGCUGAAGCUGCUUCUGAUCUUACUUCAGAAAUCCACAGUUCUGUAUGUUUAAGGGUCCCACAGUCUUCAAAGGAAAACCAAGAAGCAAAGUCUGAGCUGUGGGAACUUCGGGUUUUUCCGUUAAAGGAUGAAGACAUAGAAACCUUACAGUGCCAAGACCAAAUAACAAAUCAGACUGAAAGUUCAAGUGCAGCUUUCCACAGUGACUCCCUCUGCACUUCAUGUACUCCCAUCACUUUGCCAAACAAUGGCCAUCCACCAAGAAAACAAUCCACAGAAGAGCUAGAAGACUGCAAAAGUGUUUUCCUGGGACUCUGCAGCACAAGAAAACACAGGUGACAGGGAAUAAUGUGGUUCAUUAAGAAAGCCGAUUAAGAUGGAGAAAAGUAUAAGGUAAAAUCUCUGUUGUUCACACAAGAAAUAACAGCACAAUUCAAAUAUUGUACAUUAGCAGAAUAUAAUAUAUUUUCUUUCUUGCUUUGUAACAGGCAGGAUAAAAUCCCAAAUGCAACACUUUCUUCGUCCAGAACCACAAGAGAAACAAAUUAUUUCAAGCUGGAAGUCUAGUAUUCCGUGUUGAAAGUGGGCACACCUAAAUAGCUGGCACAGUUUACUGCUUUCUGUUGUCAUAUUGCCACGUUCUUUAAUAGUCUUCCUUUUUUUCUUUCAAAUGUGUUUAUGGUUCUGAUGGAUUCUGGGACAGCAGAACACACUUUACUCCUUUAAACAAACAACUUCAAAACACAGAAAAACUACUUGAAAAGACAGUGAGGAGAAGGGGGUAAUUUCAAAUGGUUUCCUUUGGUGGCAUGAGCAUGUGGCAAAUACCUGCCUUGUCUGAAAUCCCUUGAAUAUUUAAGUACUAGUAGUUUUUAAAUGACUCUUUCAGAAGCCUUAUAUUUGGCUUAAAAUGAGUCAGUCAUUCAACUCUAUUGUUAGUUUCAUGCAGAAAUCCUCAAACGCUAACACACAAAUAUACCACUAUAUUUAUUUCCAUAGUUGAUUUCUCUACUAUACGAAAGAUAGACAGUUUUCUAUUUCAGUCACAUGAGGAGCAGAGAAGCCUAGGAGUGGUGAGGAAAUGAAGAUUGAAUUAAAUGAAGAUGCAGCUCUGAAUUUCAUUUUGGAUCAUCAGAUAUUUGGAGACCUGACUCCUAGACCUGCAGUAGCUAAUGCUGCUUAGAACUGUGUGCUGUAAUAUCUUACCAAGUGUAGUUACGAUUUCUAAGUGAUACCUUGCAAGGUUCUGCCAAGUAUGCAAAAGCAGAGUGACUAACCAGAAGGGAAAACAUUGUUAAUAAGGACAUCAGAAGGGCUUUAAAAAACCUUUCAUAAUGUUUCUAAAUACAGAUUAACUUUUAAAUUCCCAGCCAUUAUACUCUAAGAAAAUAAAGGCAAAUUGUUUAAACUCAUACAUUCUGAAUUACAGUAUUUAGAAUUUGUCUGCAUCCUCAAGUGAUGCUAACAGAAGAUGACGCAUACAAGAAUUGAUGAUCUAGCAGUACUCUUGUAGCAGAACAAUAAUUCGACACCAGUAGAACAUAUGUUUAAACCACUGUCAGCAGGAAGUUUUUCUGUGUACAACAGUUGAAGGCAUCUAUAUAGGAGUCUCUGUUCUUGUACAACAUUUUUCCUCAGCUUGUAAUAUCCAGUACUGACAGAUGACCCGUUUGUAGUGUCAAACUUAAUUUUUUUCCUGUCAGAUUGACUGACUGGAAAUAUACGCUGGACCUCAGAAAAAAGUUCAGUCAAGUUUCAACACUACUACCUAUGCUACGUUGUAGUUUAUUGCACAUUCUGAUUUAUUUUAAAUCUUUUUUUUAACACUGAUUUGUCCAGCAAAUUAAACUCAAAUUUUGCCUCUGUCUGAUACAAUAAUCUUCAAUGCAAGUUUUUUUAAAUUAAAAGUUAUUUCCAUACAA
Messenger RNA from Gopherus flavomarginatus (Mexican gopher tortoise), 4731 nucleotides. RefSeq names its product KAT8 regulatory NSL complex subunit 1 like (gene KANSL1L). Gene Ontology annotation, molecular function: histone acetyltransferase binding. The transcript has 15 exons. NCBI's taxonomy places the organism in Eukaryota, Metazoa, Chordata, Testudines, Testudinidae. Bases 98 to 3148 code for a protein of 1016 amino acids. Gene Ontology annotation, cellular component: NSL complex. The record is from RefSeq and is a predicted model, not a curated record.